CCUGCUCAGGUACCAGCCAAGCACUGAUCAGUCUGACUGAGCCUCCUCGAGACAGAAUGACUCUUUACCUUUGUCUCCCUCUGCUGGUUGUGCUGCUGCAGCCAGCUCUGUGUCUCUACAACUGCUCAUCUGAGUAUAAGAGGACCCCAGACAAUUCUGACCUGGCAGUGGAGUGUGGCACCAGUAUGAUCACCCUGGAAAUCAACCUGUGCACAGCUCAGUGGGCAGGUUUCAACAGCACAGACCUGGCUCUCAACGGGAACCACAACACUACGAUGUGUCUGGGUGAUGUCGAUAAUAGUGUGAAUCCCCCAGUCAUCCGUUACCAGCUUCAUGUUAACCACAGUCAGGAUAAUCCUUGUCGCCAGUCUCUGCAGAUUGUGGAUGAGGUCCCGGACCCUGCAGGUCCCUUCAGCAGUUUCUUAACUAUCCAGUCCGUUAUCAUUACUGGGUACAUUGACACACCCAGAGCUGACCAGGGGCUGAUCAGCUACUCUACAGAUCUCUACUACCACUUUUCCUGCCGCUACCCACUGGAGUACCUGAUCAACAACACACAGAUUGUGGCCUCCUCAGUUUCUGUGGCGACCAGCGAUAAUAAUGGAACCUUCAUUGAUACACUGAAAAUGGGCGUUUUUAAUGACACCGACUUUAGCUACCCGUUGGUGGUACCUUCAACAGGACUGGAGCUGAGAACCAGGGUCUAUGUGGAGGUCAAGGCUGUAAACCUCACUGGAAAUUUCCAUGUACUGCUGGAUCACUGCUUUGGCACUCCCACUGCAUACAACAUGUCGCACAGUGAGCAGCACAACUUCUUCACUGGUUGUUCAGUUGACCAAAGGACAUCUGUGACAAGCAAUGGCCUUUCCAAAACUGCCCGAUUUAACUUUGAGGCCUUCCGCUUUGUUCAGCACCGUGACCAAGCAAAAUCCAGCAUCUAUCUCCACUGCAUAAUGAGACUCUGUGAGCCCAGCAAAUGCCAAGAGCUGUUGUCUGCCUGUAAUAACAGAAGAAAAAGAUCUUUGACUCCUUUUGGAGAAGAAACCACAGAUUCUGCCACUGUUUCAGUUGGACCUCUUUACACUGCCAGUGAAGAUAGGCCAUAUGCAGCUGCCUACAGUAAUGACGUGGCAUCAGAGAAGGAUGAUGUGAAUGUGACAGGCCUGGUGGUGGGGGUGGUGUUUGGCUCGGCUGCUGCUGCCUUGCUGGUUCUGGGAGGCUGGUUCGUCCUGAAGAAGUUUUAUUGGGUGGGAGGAUUACCUCAUGCCUUUGACUGA
This is a messenger RNA of Dicentrarchus labrax (European seabass), 1277 nucleotides long. Its product is annotated as zona pellucida-like domain-containing protein 1. The transcript is spliced from 11 exons. The coding region runs from base 57 to 1277 and encodes 406 amino acids. Gene Ontology annotation, cellular component: cell surface. The record is from RefSeq and is a predicted model, not a curated record. Lineage: Eukaryota; Metazoa; Chordata; Actinopteri; Moronidae.